Messenger RNA from Talaromyces proteolyticus, 1869 nucleotides. Its product is annotated as putative tryptophanyl-tRNA synthetase. The record is from RefSeq and is a predicted model, not a curated record. Bases 1 to 1869 code for a protein of 622 amino acids. Lineage: Eukaryota; Fungi; Ascomycota; Eurotiomycetes; Eurotiales; Trichocomaceae. Gene Ontology annotation, cellular component: ribosome; mitochondrion; mitochondrial matrix. Gene Ontology annotation, biological process: mitochondrial tryptophanyl-tRNA aminoacylation; translation. Gene Ontology annotation, molecular function: structural constituent of ribosome; tryptophan-tRNA ligase activity; ATP binding. The transcript is spliced from 9 exons.
AUGACUUCCAUUGGGAAAAAUACGAGGACACCAUACCUGACGACUGUAGACCUCACUGUUUACACGAACAAUCACAAUUCCCGGAGAACAAACAGUGCCCAGAGGUGCCCCAGAAGAACCGACAAAGACACAAAUAAACUCCCAGGAGAAUCCCCAAGAACCAAAUAUUCCGUAAGCUCUCGAUUCUUUUUACCAGCCGAAGAACCUGUUGAGGAGACUGAAAAAGACCGUGUCAAGUCAUGGCCCCAACGAUUAGAUGAUGCUGGUCAGAAAUUUCGUCUUCCCCGAAGUGUCCAAGCUUUAUACCUACGGCCGCUGAGAAGGAAGGCGCAAUACGGACUUCCUGUUUGCGAUCUACAGCUUCGAUCUUACAGUGUUCGUAAUGUGGAUUUCUUCGCCGAUUUCGCAAUCCGUUCCGCGUACUAUCUGAAACUCCCUGUGUCCGGGCCUGUUCCUCUCCCACGUAUCGUUGAACGGUGGACCGUCCCUCGAAGUAACUUUGUACACAAGAAAAGUCAAGAGAAUUUUGAAAGGAUUACACUGCGUCGUUUAAUACAGAUUAAGGACGGUAAUCCUGAAACUGUACAGCUAUGGCUGGCAUUUCUGAGGAAACAUGCGUUCUACGGUGUCGGCAUGAAAGCCAACGUUUGGGACUUUGACGAUCUCGAUGUUGCAGGGGGUCUAGACGCUGCAGCCGAGGAUGUGAACAAGACUCUCGAGCCAUAUUUCGCACAGUUUGGUCAACGCGAAAAUUCCAAAGAAAAUUUGCCGGUGGAAAGUCUUUUGAACAGUGAACGAUUUUUAAACCUUCGCAGCCCAUUGAAUGAAGUCCCUCCCUCACGAAAAGUCGUUUUUUCUGGAAUACAGCCUACAGGGAUUCCACAUUUAGGCAAUUAUCUAGGGGCUUUGCGAGAAUGGGUUCGGUUACAGAAUGAAAGCUCAGAAAAUAGCACAUUAUUAUUUUCGGUGGUUGAUUUACAUGCCCUGACAGUGCCUCAAGAAGCUUCUCAACUUCGUCAAUGGAGAAGGGAAAUAUUUGCGAUGCUUCUAGCCAUUGGGUUAGAUUACAAACGCUCCGCGAUAUUUUUCCAAUCUGCUGUUCCAGCACAUACUGAGCUGAUGUGGAUUUUGAGCACAGUAGCUUCUAUGGGAUAUCUCUCCCGCAUGACUCAAUGGAAAAGUAAACUACAGUUACCAGACGAUGUCAGCUUAGAUGACUCCGACGCGAAAUCCAAGCUGAGAUUAGGGCUUUUCUCCUACCCAGUCCUCCAGGCAGCAGAUAUUCUAGUUCACAGGGCCACCCAUGUUCCUGUUGGAGAAGACCAAAAACAACACAUCGAGUUCACACGACACACAGCAAACAGCUUCAAUCACCUAUUUGGCUCCAUCUUCCCGGCGCCGGAGAGUUUAAUCUCACCUGCGAGGCGCGUUAUGUCGCUGAAAAACCCGAGUCGCAAGAUGUCCAAAUCAGACGUUGAUGACAGAUCUCGAAUUCUCUUAACAGAUUCACGCGAACUGAUUGAGAAGAAGAUUAAAAUGGCGUUGACAGAUUCGGAACCUAGUAUUACAUACGAUCCGUCUGGUCGACCUGGCAUUUCCAAUUUAAUCGAGAUACUCAGCCAUUUUGAUUCAAAUGGGAAAACGUGUGAAGAGCUGGCUCUAGAGUUGAAAUCAACUCAUAUAAGCUCCUUGAAAUCGCUUGUCGUGUCAACAGUUGACACCCAUCUCCAAGAAAUUCGCGAUAGCUAUCGCGAAAUCAUUAACCAAAAAACCGCUUACCUCGACAGUGUUGCUGAAGAAGGAGCCCAACAAGCUCGCGCAAAUGCGAGCGUAACCAUGGAAGCAGUUCGGUCUGCUCUAGGUUUAUAG